UCUCCCAAAUUUGAUUAAAGGAAUAAAAGUUUAGUCUUUUCGGAAAUAAAUCAAGCACUUAGCGUACAUACGAACUGGAAGUGGCAGCGGUUCCGUAGAAGAGGAAAGGAAAGCCUCGAAAACAAAGAGCCACCUUUCCCAAAGUAUCCAUUCCAUAUGGAAGCGCUAAGAGCAACAUAUGGAGACGACGACUCAUCGGACUUCGACUCCGACCACUCCCCUACGCUGUCUCUUCCCGCCAAUUCCAAUCCCCAAUCCAAGGAGACGCUGUCGUCUCCUCUCCCUCCGCCUCCUGUUUCUCUCCUUCACCCUCCCAAUUCCCUUGGAUCUUUGGAUUACUUACAAACUGGUCAGCCUAGUAGAGUGAGAAGCUUCCCUCACGUCGAAGGCAACUAUGCUUUGCACGUUUACAUUCCAGUUUUUAUACCGUCUAUAUCAAAGAAAGAGAUGGGUCAAUUUUUGAAGAGAGUUUCAUCCGUGGUUUCCAAUCUCCAUGUUGUGGAUAUUGAUGUUCCAUUGAAUACACUGUGUAAAGAAGAACAUAAACUUGAACAAGUGGCAUUGGGAAGGGAAUUCCAUAUAAGUUUAGGAAGGACAGUUCCUAUUAGAGUUCACCAGAUUGACUCUAUUGUAACAAUGCUUCGCCAGAAACUUCAAUUUCAAAAGCGGUAUUGGAUUGAUUUUAACAAAUGGGAGGUUUUUAUCAAUGAUGAUCGAACGCGCACCUUUCUUUCACUCGAAGUCGUUACGGGAGGAUUACCCGAGAUAACUAAGCAAAUUCAGGCUGUUAACGAGGUUUACAAGCUUCACAAUCUUCCCGAGUUCUAUAAGGAUCCAAGGCCUCAUAUAUCAUUGGCUUGGGCACUAGGUGACGUUAGUGGUUCCCUUAAGAAAGUGGUCGAGCAGGAAACAAAGUCAUCCGUCUUUAGAGGUUCCUUACAGAGUCGUAUUUGUACAAGUAAAGUUGGUGGCAUUGAGUGUAAAAUUGGUAAUAGAACACAUAUAAUAUGUAAAUCUCCCGAUCAAUGAUAGAAUCUCUUCAAACUCUCAAGAUGCAGCGGUCUUAGUUUCUUUAUGUUACUUUAUCUUUUAUUUAUGAAAGUCCGGAUAUAGGAUUUGCUAUUAGGUCCUCAUGGAUCAUCAUAAACGUUUUCCCUCUGUAUGUUUGCUUAACAGGUGCUUUGCUUGUAAUCUUGACACUGUAAUCAUUACCCUUGUCUUACAAAAUAUCUUCCUUUUUGGUUUGCGACA
Molecule: messenger RNA, 1251 nt
Organism: Gossypium raimondii (Peruvian cotton)
Lineage: Eukaryota; Viridiplantae; Streptophyta; Magnoliopsida; Malvales; Malvaceae
Exons: 6
Coding region: 157-1029 (290 amino acids)
Biological process (GO): U6 snRNA 3'-end processing
Cellular component (GO): nucleus
Molecular function (GO): 3'-5'-RNA exonuclease activity
Source: RefSeq, a predicted model, not a curated record